GGCAGAAUCGUCGAAUUUUGUGAGCGAUUGGGGCAUCAUCGAAGCUGGAGGGUGUGGGGAGGAUUAAUGGGAUUAUGUGGUGGUAGCCUUCGACACGAUUGGAGCGGUGGUGACAACAGCUGCCAUAGUGGCGAGGUCGUUGGGAGAGAACGAAGAGUGUGGGGACGACGGAGUUCAACACCGGAACUGGUUUCGAAGGACGAAGAUUGGAGAGUGACAGGCGGAGAUCGGAUCUCGUUCUCUGCUGUCUCCAUGGGGGAAGAAGGAGAAAGG
This is a messenger RNA of Linum tenue, 273 nucleotides long. NCBI's taxonomy places the organism in Eukaryota, Viridiplantae, Streptophyta, Magnoliopsida, Malpighiales, Linaceae. The record is from the annotation of a GenBank genome assembly.